Melanaphis sacchari is the source of this 2259-nucleotide messenger RNA. Its product is annotated as UDP-glucuronosyltransferase 2B10-like. The record is from RefSeq and is a predicted model, not a curated record. Gene Ontology annotation, molecular function: UDP-glycosyltransferase activity. The transcript is spliced from 6 exons. Lineage: Eukaryota; Metazoa; Arthropoda; Insecta; Hemiptera; Aphididae. Bases 304 to 1860 code for a protein of 518 amino acids.
AAUACGCGACGACACACCGUCGACGGGCUGCGUGAGUUGCAUCAAUGUGUGUCCGUGAUUCGAUGCCACUAGGCUAUUUUUUAUCGGAAUAAUACUUGUGCAUACAUUUUUUUUUAAUUGUAUUUAUUUUUUAUUUAACGCACUCUUAUCAACACCGAACAGUGCUUUUUUUAUCACACAGGUUAACCUAUGAUCGUUACAUCAUCGACAAUCGUCGAAAGAUCGCGUUUUUAAAUUUUGAUAGACACACUGUUGUUAGAAUCAUAUACUCGUAGUUAUUAUAUCACUGACAGCCAUUAAAACAUGAAGUGCGUCGGGCUGCUCCUGGUGGCCGCCGUCUUGGGCGCGCUGUCCGCCGCCGACGGAGCCAACAUCCUCGGCGUGUUCCCCAUCAACGGCCGCAGCCACUGGGUGGUGUACGAGAGCGUGAUGAAGGCCCUGGCGGCGCGCGGCCACAACGUGACGGUGAUCACGUCGUUCCCGCAGAAAUCUCCGGUGGCCAACUACACGGACGUGGACGUGUCGGCGUCGUUCCCCCCCGCGAUGAACACGGUGGGCAUCGAAAUGGUGCUCAAAUACCUGUCCAGCGUGUUCGCCAACCAGUGGUUCAUCGCCGACCAUCAGAUGGGCAUCUGUCGGAAGGCCCAUAAGCUGCCCCAGGUGCAGGCGUUGAUGCACAGCGGCAUCGAGUUCGACGCGGUUUUCACAGAAAUAUUUGGAGCUGAUUGUGAUGUUGGUUUUGCAUACCAUUUCAAGGCACCCCUAUUGUCCAUCAUGUCCAGCUCACAUCUACCUUGGAGCUAUGACCGUGUGGGUGGCCCAGAUAACCCAUCUUACAUACCAACGAUCGUUACAAGAGCAGCUGGAAAAAUGAACUUUAAAGAACGAAUGAUCAACACUUUGUAUUAUAUAUAUUUCAAAUUAGCGUGGAAAUAUUACAGCGAGUGGCCAGCAAAUGAACUAUUAAAAGAGACCUUCGGACCGGAUACACCUCACAUCAAUGAAAUAGUUUAUAACACUUCCAUGGUGUUUGUCAAUGGCCACUUUUCUUUGGAUGGACCACGUCCCCUAGUCCCCAACAUGAUAGAAAUUGGUGGAAUACAUGUUAAACCCCCCAAGCCCUUACCUAAGGACAUAUUGAAAUUUAUCGAUGACUCGCCGAAUGGAGUUAUGUUUUUCACAUUUGGUUCUCUGAUUCGUAUAUCUACACUACCACCAAAUGUAUUACAAAUGUUUAAGGAUGUAUUUGCAAAAUUACCCAUCAGAGUCUUAUGGAAAUAUGAAGCAGAAAUGCAAGAUAAACCUGAUAACGUGUAUAUAAGCAAAUGGAUGCCUCAAAGAGAUAUUUUGAGUCAUCCAAAAGUUCGCCUGUUCAUGACCCACGGUGGACUGUUAGGAGUAAUUGAAGCUGUACACUCAAGCGUACCAAUCAUUGGUAUACCGUUUUUCUUCGAUCAACCUAGAAAUAUAUUAAAAUUGGUAGAAAAAGGUUCAGGUAUUAUAUUGGACUAUGAAACGAUGACGAAAGAUAUUCUAUACAAUGCUAUUACAACAAUAAUUAACAAUAGCAGUUACGCUACAAAUGCAAAGAAACUAUCAAAACGGUUCAAAGACAGGCCCUUGAAUGCAACGGAAACUGCUGUCUACUGGACAGAAUAUGUAAUAAGACACAAAGGGGCGAAACACUUGAGGACCGCGGCUGUUGGAAUGCCUUGGUGGAAGUACUACUUAGUUGAUGUCAUCAGUUUUAUCAUGCUAAUCAUUUUUUCUGUAUUGUACUCAAUUUACUUCGUGCUCAAAACUAUCUACAAAAAAUUAUUCAAAAAAACCAUACCCAAAAAGAAGGAAAAGAAAAAUUGAAAUAUUAAAUUCGUAUUAUACCUGAAUUACUAUACAGUACAAUACAAUAUCGUACAAAAUCAUUUAAUCGUAUUUUGUUUUAUGAUUCGUUUUAUUUCAACAGUGUAAGAUUAAAUCAAAGUUACAUAUUUUUAUAAAUGCCUGAACCUAAAUAAAAACUUAUAAAAGGUAUACAUGAAUAUUAUUAUUUACUAAUUCAUUCAGUUUUAUACUAAUUGAAUUUGAAUCUAAGUUAGGUCUGUCUUAAAAAAUUUUUAUACAUAACGAUAAGUAACUUUACUGUAGCAAUGUGAACAAAUGGCAUGUGCUUUUCAUAUGCUUACCUAUGUGAAAUAUUCUAAUUGUAUACGCAACUUUUAGAAUUAUUAAUAAACAUAAAAUAACUACUUCUGUAUAUAA